AUGUCUCAACAGCUCGACACACUCUACUUCCCACUCCAACAUCUCUUACCGGAGCUUCAACAACAGGUCUUGAACUUUCUCGAUCCAAAAAGUCUUCUCUCCAUCCUCGUAUGCGAUCAACACUUUUACUUUCAAGUUGCACGAAAUGAAGCCUUCAAAGCAUUCCGAUUGAUGGCCAUGAUCCAAUUAGGUCCUGUCAUGUUUCGUGGCAACGCUAUCAAACUCCGAUCAGACAUGCCUACUGAUAUCUCUCUCGUUCGUUCAGCCAUUCAAUUCUUUCUCAACAAGAGUAAAUGGAUCAAUGGAGUGGACUUUAAUACUUGGAGAGCGCGAGCUUUUGCAUUUGACGAUGAGACAAGUCGCUCGAAUAUGUGUGAGCAUGAAACUUUGAAAAAACAAGUCGAUGAUUGUUUAUGCGAAUUAAUUCGACAUGUGAAAUUAUUUGAUUUGAAAGAAAUGGAAUUGACGGAUGAAGAGCUGAAAACAAUUCCUUAUGCAUUUUUGAGAAAUGAAUACAUGCAUUGGAGAAUAGCCAUUCAUACAUUUAGGAAUGCCAUGACCACUACUCUCAAAGGAUAUGAAAAGGAAGCAUUCAAUCGUGUCAAGCAUGAAAUUUAUGAACAUUUGGAUCAGUGUGCGAGUUUUCCACAUGGUCUCAAGGAAAUGGAUACCAUUGUUCCUGUGUUAAGAUAUGCAACCGACAAUUCGAGCGAUCUCUACACAAAAUUGCGUCAAUUCAUGUGGAGAGACCGAAAGGAACAUUUGGAACUUCAUGAAUUACUGAACACUGUAGUUGAGCAUGACAAGAUGAUUUACUUUUUAUUGAGAUUGGGUUUAUUGCCAUAUUCGAAUAUUCCAUUGAUAUAUCAAACCAAUAGAGAAGUCAUUCUGUUUGCCAUUCAAUACCAUGUGGAAGAUAAUGCUGCAUUUAAAAUGAAAGGAUUCUAUCGUCCGAACAAGAAAACUGUUUUUAGUGGAGUUGUUAAACUUGUUCCAGAGUUGGCGAAUGAUAAGGAGAUUAUUAAGACAGCUUUACUCUCGAAGAAGGAUGAGCUCAUUCAUUCCGUGUAUCAAACUUGUAUGUACGGAAAGAUUGAGAAUGAUCCACUGGGAGAAGAAGAUUAUCGCUUUUUAGGAAGCAUUGUCAAACAAUAUCCAAAAUUAUUGGACAUUUUAGUGAAUUACAAUAGAGAAUCAGCUCAAAAGUAUUCAUGGACAGAAACAGAUGUGAUGAAAAUUCUCAACUAUUGCCCCAAUGCUUACUCGGAAUUGAGUACUGAAAAAAUAGAAAUUACCGACAAGAAUUGGAGAUCUUUUAAACAUCAUCCCAAACUUGCAUUCCAUGCAGUCACGCUUAUGGGUGAAAAUUUAACAAGCGUAGCUUUCGACAAGACCUUCAAAGAUUCUACCGAGCUUGAACAUGUGAGAGAGCUCUGUGUGACAGCGGUCAAACAUUUGCAACAUCCAGUGACUGUCUCACAAGUCUUCUUUUCCAAAAUUCCAGAAGCACUUACAAAAGAUGUAGCGUUUCUAAAAGAAAUCAUUCCAAUAUGUCCCAAAUUAGGAUAUUUCAUUGAUGACACCUUUUUAGAGAAGGACUGGGAUUUAAUCAUGUUUUUGGCUCCUAUUGUUUCUGUUGUCGAUAUUCUCUUCAAACUUGGUUACAGCUGCUCCACAAGAAGCCAAGCAUGGGCUCUUCAAACUUUCAGCGACAAACGAGUUCACAAAAAGCCAGAUUUUCUUCUCGAUAAUCGAGAAUUUGCAUUGGCCACUCUGAAAUCCUUUCCUUUACAAUACAAUCGAUUCCCAUCUUAUAUUCAAGAAGAUCCAGAAGUUUUUAACAUUAUCAUGGAGAGCGGAUGUGACAUUUCAACUUUACCAGUUUUUUACAAAAAAGUCAAAGGAAACAAACAAUUGGCAGAAAAGGCCAUUCGAUUUGGAGCAAAUAUUUUCCUCUUUGAUGAGUGUAUUCAUAAUGAUCGAGAAUUAUUCAAAAUUGCCAUUGCUAUCGAUCCAAGAUUUUUGAACAUGAGUUCUAUAUUUACUGGUGACAAGGAAAUGGUCAUGUAUACCAUUGAAACAUGCAACAAGUGGAGAAACAUCCCUCCCAAUUUCAUGACAUUUAGUAGUUUGGAUGAAAAAUUAUUGCAAGAUCGAGAAGUGGUGAAAAAGGCAAUUUUAGAAACUGCCACCUUUGUCGAUGUUCAAAAUUUACCAAAAGAAUUUCAAAACGACAAGUUGCUAAUGAAAGCCACUCUCCUCAAGAAUGGGCAAGCGUAUCCACAACUUCCUGAUGAAUUGAAAAAUGAUUUGGAAAUUGCAGAAGCAGCGGUUCGAAGCAGUUGUAAAAAUUACAAUCAUUUACCUCAAGUGCUGCGAGAUCGGAGGGAAUUCUUUUUAUUGGCCGUUUCACGAGGAUUGACCCAAGUGUCACUACCCUUCCAAAUGAAACCUCAACAAGACGAUGAUGUCAAAUGGGAAAUUUAUUCUGAAGAGCCGUCAGAAAUUUUCGUGCGCUUGGUGUAA
Molecule: messenger RNA, 2526 nt
Organism: Naegleria lovaniensis
Lineage: Eukaryota; Heterolobosea; Eutetramitea; Acrasida; Naegleriidae
Exons: 1
Coding region: 1-2526 (841 amino acids)
Source: RefSeq, a predicted model, not a curated record